GAGCGUUUCAGAGACUGUCGAGGUUCUGGAACUAGGUGAGAUGGCGGAGUCUGCGGCGCUGGUGUGGAUUCGCGGCCCCGGCUCCGGGUGCAAGGCGGUGCGGUGUGCCUCGGCUCGGUGCUCCGUGUGGGAUUUUAUCCACCGUUACUGCCAAGAUCAGGAUGUUCCAGUGGAAUACUUCUUUGUGAAAUGCAAUGGAGCCCUCAUUAACACCAGUGAUGCUGUGCAGCAUGGAGCUGUUUAUAGUCUGGAACCCAGACUCUUUGGUGGAAAAGGAGGUUUUGGUUCCAUGCUCCGAGCACUUGGUGCUCAGAUUGAGAAGACAACCAAUCGCGAGGCUUGCCGGGAUCUCAGUGGGAGGAGACUACGAGAUGUCAAUCAUGAAAAAGCAAUGGCUGAGUGGGUGAAACAGCAGGCCGAGCGAGAGGCUGAAAAGGAGCAGAAGCGCCUGGAGCGCCUGCAGCGGAAGCUUGCUGAACCCAAGCACUGCUUCUCCAGCCCCGACUACCAGCAGCAGUGCCAUGAGAUGGCUGAGCGUCUGGAGGAUUCCGUCCUCAAAGGUAUGCAGGCUGCUUCCAGCAAGAUGGUAUCAGCAGAAAUCAGUGAGAGGCGGAAACGGCCCAACAAAUCGAGAACAAGCGGAGGAGCCAGUGCAGAAAAAAGAAAAUGCUUUUGGUUGGGCAUGGACGGACUAGCGAGUGCAGAGGGUUCCAGUUCUGAGAGCUCAGAUGAUGACAGUGACCCGGCGCCUAGUACUUCAGGAACGUGUUGUCAAUCUCCCAGAAAUGGCAGUGAUGGCGUUGAGAUGGCAGCCGAAUUUCCCAUUGGUUGUCACAGGCCUGAAGUAUUGAGUGCAGACUCUGGAUCACCAGAAAAACUACAGAAAAACUCAGUGAUUGACUCUGGGAAAGAUACCUCUAAAGACUCGCGUGCUAAGCUGGAAGAGACAUGGACUGAGGAGCAGACAGAAAGGAAGAUGCCCAUAGAAACCGAGGAGGCCCAGGAGAACAAGGAGGCAGAGAGUAAAGCAGCCCGGGCUGGACCGAAUGGAGAAGAAGAGACAAAAGAAAUGACUGAUGGUGAAAGAGCUGCCAAGGUAGCACGUGGACAAGACAGGGAGAACAUUCCCGUUGCCAAGCUGGAGGAGAGCGAGUCAGGAGACACAGUAAGCCAUUUCCGGCAUAUUGGUCAGGGAACUGUAGAUUUACUGGCAUUCAGCUCUGCUGCAGAAUUGGAGUUGCUGGGUUUGGAUCAACUCAAGUCUGAACUGAUGGCCUUGGGACUGAAAUGUGGGGGCACUCUGCAGGAGCGGGCGGCACGGCUCUUCUCCGUCAGGGGACUUGCAAGGGAGCAGAUAGACCCUGCUUUAUUUGCCAAGCCUUUGAAAGGGAAGAAGAAAUGAAUUUCAUAGAGUUGAUUUCCUAUUUCUUUAUAGUGUCUAGCACUUACAACCUGCAUAGUGUUGACUCUUGGCCAUUAUUCCUGUUAUUAAAAGAUAACUUUUUAAUAAUUCAAUUUGAACUGUCCUUUUUCAUUAUUACAUUUAUAGAAUUAAUCUGUGAAAUCAUCUGGGUCUGAAGUUUUCUUAGUGGGAAGACUUGACAACAUAUUCAAUUUCUCUAGGAAAUAGAUUCAUAAUUUUGGUUUCAUCUUGUGUCAUAAAGUAAGUUGUAUUCUCAUGAAAUUGAUCCCUUUCAUCUAAGUGGUCAAAUUUAUGGACAUAAAGUUAUUCAUAGUAGUUCCUUUUAUCCUUCUAAUGUCUGCAGGAUCUGUAGUGAUAACCUCCUUUUCAUACUGAUACAGGUCAUUUCUGUCCUUUUUCUUUCCUAAUCAAUCUAGCUGGAGGUUUAUCUUUUUUUUUUUUAAAGAAUUAGCUUUUUAAAAAUUUUUUUUCAAUUGUUUAUUUUCUAUUUCUUUGAUUUCUGCUUUUAUCAUCAUUAUUUCCUCUUAGCUUUGGUUUACUUUACGCUUUUUUCUUUAGUUUAAGAUAGAAUCUUAUGUCAUUGAUUUCAGACCUUUCUUUUUUACUAGUAUAAAUAUUUAAAGCUAUAAAUUUACCUUUAAGCACUGGUUUAGCUGCAUCUUAAAACAUUUUAACAUGUUGAAUUUUUCAUUAUCAUUCAGUUGUAAAUAUUUUCUGAUUUCCUUUGUGAAUUAUUUGACCCAUAGGUUAUCUAGAGGUAUGUUGUCGAAUGAACAAUUUGGUUUUUUCGUAAAUAUCUUGUCAUUGGUUUCUGCUUUACUUUCAUUGAGGUCAAAGAACAUUCUCUUGAUGAUUUCAGUCCUUUUAAUUUUACUGAGACUUGUUUUAUGGCCCAGUAUAUGGUCUGUCUUGAUGAAUGAACCAUGUACACUUGAAAAGAGUAUGUGUGCUGAACCACUGGGUGAGUGUGUUCUGUAAUGUCAGUCAGGGUAGCUGGUUGAGAGUGUUGUUCAGGUCUUCCAUCUCUUUGUUAAUUUUUUUUGUUUGUUUCUAUCAGUUGCUGAGAGAGGGAUAUUAAAAUCUUAAGUUGUGAUUGUGGAAUUGUCCAUUUCUCUCUUUAAUUCUGUCAGUUUUGGCUUCAUAUUUUGAAGCUCUGUUGUUAGGUUAUAUUAUGUCCUCCUAAUGAAUUGACCAUUUUAUUAUGAAAUGUCCCUCUUUAUCUCUGCUAAUGCUUUUUGGCUCAAAGUCUGUUUUGUGUGAUACUAACAUAGCCACUGUAGCCUUCUUGUGCUUACUGUUUGCAUAGUAUACUUUUUUCUGUUCGUUUACUUUCUACUUAUGUGACUUUAUAUUUGAAGUGGGUCUCUUAUAAACAGCAUAUACUUGGGUCUUGUAUUUUUUAUCUAUUCUAACAAUCUCUACCUUUUGAUUAGUAUUUAAUCUAUUAACAUUAAAUGUAAUGAUUGAGACAGUUAAAUUUAGGUCUUCCCCUUUACUACUUUUCUGGUUGGAGUAGUUAUUUUAGAAUCGCAUUUUAGUUCAUCAGCGUUUAAACUCUUUGCCUAAUUUUUUUAGUGAAUAUUCUAGGGAUUACAGUAUACGUUCUUAAUUUUUCAGUCUGCCUAGAGUUAAUAUUGUACCACUUCACAGAAAAUGUAGAAAUCUUGCAACUCUAUACCAUAUUUUUAUGCAAAUAAUGUGUGCCUUCUACUUUGUUUGCCAGCCACUCCCUCUCCCCACAAGGUAUUUUCACUAGCACUGCUAUGCCUAUUUUUUUACAUGUUGCUGUAGAAAAAAAAAAUUAGCAUAGUGCGCUUACAAAAAUACCUCACGGUGGAAGGGAGCGGUUGGCAAACAAAUGUAGAAAGUGCACGUUACUUUAGUGAGAAUACAGUAGGUCCAUUUACCAUCCCUCUCCUUUAUGCUCUAGUUGUCAUGAAUAUCAAAUCUAUAUACAUAACAAUCCCCAUAGUAUGGUAUGAUUUUUACUUUGACUACUAAACAUACGUAUUUUAAAGAAAUUAAGAGAGAAAAAUAAAUCUGUUAUGGGUUGAAUU
Messenger RNA from Trichechus manatus latirostris (Florida manatee), 3480 nucleotides. RefSeq names its product SDE2 telomere maintenance homolog (gene SDE2). NCBI's taxonomy places the organism in Eukaryota, Metazoa, Chordata, Mammalia, Sirenia, Trichechidae. The coding region runs from base 41 to 1402 and encodes 453 amino acids. The transcript is spliced from 7 exons. Gene Ontology annotation, cellular component: nucleus. The record is from RefSeq and is a predicted model, not a curated record.